This is a messenger RNA of Falco peregrinus (peregrine falcon), 1919 nucleotides long. It is a transcript of the gene C2H2orf81, whose product is annotated as chromosome 2 C2orf81 homolog. The transcript is spliced from 4 exons. Lineage: Eukaryota; Metazoa; Chordata; Aves; Falconiformes; Falconidae. The record is from RefSeq and is a predicted model, not a curated record. Bases 1 to 1500 code for a protein of 499 amino acids.
AUGACGCAGGCGGCGCGCAGAGGGGCGUCACGGUGCACGGGGGGCGGGGCCAGCGUUGCCGUGGAAACCGGGACGCUUCGCGCCUCGCGGCCGGGCGGCGGGAUGGUGGUGCGGCCGGGGGCUGAGAAAAUGACCCCCCGGGAGCGGGCGGCCGCCCCCAAGUCACGUGGGGAGAAGUCCCGGCCGCCCACCGUGGCCGCUGCCCGAGCCGCUGCUGGCCCUGGGCGCCUGCCUGAGGCCGAAUGGCUCUACCUGCUCGGGGCCCGGCGGGCAGACAGGGACGUCGGGGACAUCAUCGCGGAGCUCAUGGGCCGCCUGCUGGACGAGUGCUCCAAAGCCCACGCGGCUCAGCAGUGCGUGCCCUUUGCCGUGGGCCAGGCACGGGAUGCCCUCCUGCAUGCUGUCCAGUGGCGCUUCCUGAUGCGGGAUGAGGGGGACACGGGUCACGAGAGGGAUGGCAUCUGGCAGGAGGAUGAGGAGCCUGAGCCCUGCACCGUGGACUCCUGGGCACAGGGCUCUGUCCCUGUCCUGCACGCCCACCACUCGCUGGGCGAGGGAAAGGUCUCUGGUGCAAGGGCUGCAUGCGAGCAUGGAAGGCAGGACCCCUCUCCAGCACCCAACACUGGAUCUCCCCCCAUGCAGCCACUCUGUCCUGGCCAGGUCCCCAGUGCUUGUGCCAUCCUGCCUGUGCCUGUGCCGUGCCACCUGGAGCCGCCGCAGGACAAGGCAGCCGUCAGUUCCCAACCCCCCAAGGGAAAACCUCCCCGUGCGUGGCCUCUGCCUCGGCCAGCCCCUCUGGCCAGGCCACCAGCCCCCUGCCCACCCUCCGGCCUGGCCAAGACCCCAGGGCAGCUGGAGCCAGGAUGGUGUCUGCUGCAGUCACCCCACAGGGACACAGUGGGGAGCAGCGUCAUGAGGGCCAGCAGCCACACAUCACCAUUGUCACGUCCCUCCUGCACCAGCCUGGUAACAAUCUGGCCAGGGAGGCCCCUGCACAGCACAGGGGUGAAGCAAGAGGGGUCUGGCACCAUGCUAGGGGUCCACAGGCUGGGCCCUGGCAGCCGGCCUGAGCACUGGAUCAAGCCCCAGGUGGAGGUGCUGGACCUGGACCUGGGUGCAGAGGCCAAGCUGCCUGCAUGUCCCUGCGGUGGUGGCUGGCACAGCCAGGCACUGGAGCUGGGCAGCUUGCAGCUGCCCUGGGGGCUGGCCACCGUGGGACGGGGAUGGCUCCAGCUGCUCCCCCCAGGGUCCCCACAGCCCCCGGGCCCUGUGCCCCGACAGCUUGGCUCCUUGCUGGACCCUGCUUGGCUGGCCCCUGGUGUGACCGUCCGAUGGGGUGGCAGUGUGAUACACAGGGUCUGCAUCCCUGCACACGGUGAGGAGGAGGAUGAGGAUGGUGAUGAGAUGGGGGAGGCCAAGUGGGACCUGAGACCCAUCUGCCCCACCUUGCCCUUCCCAGCCAUUGUGGCCGAGCAGGUCAUGGGUGAUGGUGAGUGCUGAAGGCAGCACCUCACCACCUGGGGCCCAUGAGCAGCGUGGCGGGUGCACCCCUGGCUCAGAGCCCCCACCUGGCUCCCUGCCAUGUCCCUCGAAUUUCCUGUGAACCGGCCCCAUGCCUCACCACAGCCCCAGCAUGAGGGUGCAGCCAGGCCGGCUCCCCCCACGCUCCUGAUGUGCUGUGUCUCCGCUUUGGUGGUGCAGCCACUGCCCCGGGCAGGAGCAGCGGUGCUGCAGGGGGCUAGUGGUGCUCCAUGAGCUCCCUCCCCAUCCUCCUCCUCACACCCCAGGGAGCGGACCUGCCUGCUUAACCCCCGAUCCUGGAGCUCCUGGUCUGGGAAACAGGCUCCAGCAGCUCCAGGGCUGGGUGCUGCGGCUGGGUGCUUGAGCUCCAGGAGACACCCCCCCUGUCCCAGGUGGGC